Molecule: messenger RNA, 1348 nt
Organism: Physella acuta
Lineage: Eukaryota; Metazoa; Mollusca; Gastropoda; Physidae
Product: pre-mRNA-splicing factor 38A
Source: RefSeq, a predicted model, not a curated record
UGCAUAUUUUUUACUGCUGGUACACAAAAUGGCGAACCGUACAGUAAAAGACGCUCAUUCUAUAAAAGGCACAAACCCGCAGUAUUUAGUUGAAAAAAUUAUCAGGACCAGGAUUUAUGAAUGCAGAUACUGGAAAGAAGAAUGUUUUGCUCUUACGGCCGCCCUAAUGGUUGACAAGGCCAUGGAGCUCAAGUACAUUGGUGGUGUGUUUGGCGGAAACAUCAAACCUGUGCCCUUCUUGUGUCUGCUGCUCAAGAUGCUUCAGAUUCAGCCAGAAAAAGAUAUUGUUGUGGAGUUUAUAAAGAAUGAAGAUUUCAAAUAUGUUCGAGCUUUGGGGGCCCUUUACAUGAGGCUAACUGGCACCUCAGUGGACUGUUACAAAUAUCUGGAACCACUGUACUAUGAUUACAGAAAGUUAAAGCGCAUUGAUAGGAAUGGCGCUUUCCACAUCAUUCACAUGGAUGAGUUUAUAGAUGAGCUCCUCAGGGAAGAGAGGAUCUGUGACAUCAUUUUACCUAGGAUACAGAAACGCAAUGUGUUGGAGGAAACCAAUGUGUUAGAAACACGUGUCAGUGCUAUUGAGGAAGACAUUGAUGAUGUAGAAUCAGAGGAGGAGGAAGAAGUUUUGAAGGAAGUGAAGAAAGUUGUCCCGCCCCCACCAGUGGUCAAGGAAAAUAAACCGCCCAGACCUCCAUCACCUCACAGAAGGAGAAUCAGUCCAAGAAGAAGAGACCAUCGUCGACAUCGCAGUCCAAUCAAAAGGCGAUCAAGAUCUCGAGAAAGGGUUGAACGUGGAGACAGAGCAUUUAGAGGAGACAGAGGUCUCAGAGAUAGGGGAGAUAAACGUCAUAGAUCACCAGAUCACAAACAUAAGGAGGAUGACAGACACAAGCGCAGCAGCAAAAAGACACGUCAUGACAGGGAAGAUGACAGGCACCACAGACGUCCUAGUGACAAAGACAGGCGACACAGGGAACCAAAGGAUAAGGACAGGGAACCAAAGGAUAAAGACAGGGAACCAAAGGAUAAAGACAGGGAACCAAAGGAUAAGGACAGGGAACAGAGAAGCCACAAGGACGACAGGCGAGGCAGGGAUGAGAAAGGAACCAAGACCAGCAGUGCUGAGCAGGAGAUUAAAGAAGCCAAUGAGAUGCGAGCCAAGUUGGGCCUAGCGCCACUUAGGCCGUAGUUGACUUGGAUUUGGUAGAGACAGUGUCAUGAACAAUACAUUUUACAUACAUCAAUCAGUGUGUUAUUGAAACACACCUGUGCUGCUAGGUAGCACACUUUCAGUGAUGUCACAUUUAAUUUUUUGUCCAGAAUGUGACUGAGUGUAUAAAUGUCCCAU